CGGGCAGCGGGCUCGCGCAGCUCGGCUUACUCCAGGCUACGAUAGCGCGGUGGCAAGGAGAAAGGCCCGUCGCGUAACGGGUCGUGCUCUGUGAUUGGCUUUCCGCCGCCCCCUAUUGGAGUGGAACCUUCAUGGAGUGGCGGGUGGGGGCGCUCUUUUUUCUCUUCCUCAGGGUCAGUGAAGUAAAUACAUGGCGGCGCAUGCGCAGACAGGCUGUCGGCGGGGCCUUCUGUUGUCUCAGGCGAGCUGACCCGUCCCGCAGUAGAAGUCCUCAUCUCUAGAGCUUUCUAUGCCUCCCUCAAGUUUACCACUCUUGACAAACACAUUGAAUGGACUAAGUGGCUUCCCUCUGGCAUCAAGGCUUUGGUGGAAGCCACGUUUUUUAAUGCCUUGGUGGCCCAGACCUUUGCUCCUUGAAGUGGGAAAGAAGAGCUUCAGAGACGUCCUUCCUCUACACGAUGCUGACCUAGAAGAGCAGUUUGUCCGUGGCUCUGGACCCGGAGGCCAAGCAACCAAUAAAACCAGUAACUGUGUGGUCCUGAAACAUCUUCCUUCAGGAAUUGUAGUCAAGUGCCAUCAGACAAGAUCACUAGAGCAGAACCGCAAAAAGGCUAGAGAGAUCCUCCAGGAGAAAGUGGAUGUUUUCUACAAAGGUGAAACCAGUGACGUUGUUAAGGAAAAACAGGAAUUUCAGAAGAAAAAGCAAGAGAAGAGGCGGCGAGCAAAGGAAAAUCUUGAAAGGAAAAGGCAUUUGAAAGAAAUGCAAGCAUUAGAGGACAAAUAAACAGGAUCGGGCA
Messenger RNA from Lacerta agilis (Sand lizard), 797 nucleotides. It is a transcript of the gene MTRFR, whose product is annotated as chromosome 17 C12orf65 homolog. Lineage: Eukaryota; Metazoa; Chordata; Lepidosauria; Squamata; Lacertidae. Gene Ontology annotation, molecular function: translation release factor activity. The coding region runs from base 290 to 784 and encodes 164 amino acids. Gene Ontology annotation, biological process: translational termination. The record is from RefSeq and is a predicted model, not a curated record. The transcript has 3 exons. Gene Ontology annotation, cellular component: mitochondrion.